AUGGUCGUCGGUGGCUGUGCCGAGGUUGGAAGCGAGCUACGCGAGUCGAUGUCGCGCAUCCACACGCGCUGCAACGCGCACCGCGAACAACUCGAGAAUGCCAUGAGCGCCGGUGCUUCGCGCUUCGAGAUGAGCUUCACUCCUGCUGUCAAGCUGGGCGCGGUCGUCGCCAGCAUCGAUAGGCGCCACCACGACGUGCUGCAGAUCAGCACCGACACCUUCAUCGACCUUGAGCACGCCAGCAUCGAUAGGCGCCACCACGACGUGCUGCAGAUCAGCACCGACACCUUCAUCGACCUUGAUGAGCACGCCAGCAUCGAUAGGCGCCACCACGACGUGCUGCAGAUCAGCACCGACACCUUCAUCGACCUUGAGCACGCCCUCACCGUCGGUCACACCAAGCCGUCCGACAACCAUCUCCUGAAUAACUUUGGCAUCGGCCUGUACGUCUUCCAGGCCCGAAGAGCGAAACCGCCGAACGAUUGCCCAUUUCACGCCGCCUCUAUGCUCUUGCCACGUGAUGCCCUGAGCCUGAUCUGGAGGCGGGCCUCGGCCAUCAUCUACACGGUCAAGAAGCGCGGCGGCGAGGUGGCCGCGCAGGUCGCCCGCACCGGCUCGCUGCAAGACGAGUUCUGGUCGGCGCUCUCCAGCGACGGCCGCAGCAGCUCGGGGAGCGGCGCACGCUUCAUCGCGCGCACGAUCGCCGACGUCAAGGUCGAACUGAAGGACGGCGCCGCCAGCGACGUCCGCUUUGACUGGGGCAGGCCGGCCAACCGCAACGCGCGCGGCGCGAUGCUCGAGACGUACUCGCCUUGGCGCGACGAGAGCAACAACCUCCGCGAGGACGGCAUGCUCGCGCCGGUCAAGAUGCUGCUCCGCCGCCUGGGCGACGAGGACGGCGGGCUGCAGCACUCCUACAUUGCCGCCGCCCCGCUGCGCGACGACGACGAGGAGGAGGAGGUCGAGGCGCGCAUCGAGACGGCCUCCGACACGGCGGCACCAUCUCCCCCGGGCACCCCCCCUGCCGGCGGCGGGGGCGACACCCUGCCCGCCUGGGCGCGCGCGGCGCCUCUCCCGGAGGUGCUCGUCCAAGGGGCGAACGUAGACUGGGGAGGGCACCAGUGGGCCGCGCUGCUGCAGGAGCCCGACGCCGCGCCGGGCGACUUCGAGCCCGUCUACCUCCCCUCGGACGCGGGCUUUCCCGAGCCGGUCGCAUUUGCCCGCGUCUGCCCGCUGCCACGCAGCAGCAUCGCCGGCGCCGGCGUCGACCCGGAAAAGCGCGCCGCGCCUGAGUACCGUCACAACCAGCUGCACCUGCCCCUGCACAAGGCCGGCCUCGACGGGGCGUACUUCGUGCUCCACGGCACCAAGGUCAUCAACGACCGGCCCGGCGCCGCCUUUGACGGCCAGGUCUUCGGUCAGAACUCAAAGGCGUUCAGCAACCUGAUCGCGGGCUGCCAGUCCAAGGGCAACUGGCAGACCAAGAUCGAGUACGGCAAUUUCGCCGAGCACCUGCGCGCCGGCGACGACACGAUCCAGCUGCCCGAGGCGAUGAGCUUCAGCAAGUGGGCGAAGUGGAGCAAGAUCCACGAGCUCUGGCCAAACCUCGGGCUAGGCGAGCGCACCGUCCCUCCUCCCAGCGCCGGACUCGCCCUCACGCCGCGUCUUCACGCCCCCGGCGACCGCGCUGAGCGCGCUGCGGGUGCACGUGGUCUGCUGGCGCGGCGCGUGGUGCAGCCCUCGGCACGGUUCGCCCCCGACACGUACCCGCACGCCGUCGAGGCCUUCCCGACCCCGACGCCGCCCAAGGCCAAGCGGCGCAAGCUGGGCGCGGCCGAGACCUUCAAGAAGGGCGCGCACAAGGUGGAGGAGGCGCGCGCGGCGGGCAACACCGCCGCCGAGCUCGCGGCGUGGCGCACCCUCGGCGAGCAGCUGAAGAAGGCCUUCGGCAGCCGCGGAUAGCUUUUAGCCGUCGAGGGGGCACACGCGGCACUAGGCCGUCGCGUCCUGCUCCGCCUGGCAGGGACAAGACAUUUACAUCAUACAUGCACAUGCACAUGCACCGAAUGGGUUCACGGGCUCGACAGCCUCGAGAGACAGCGCGCACGUCACCACAGAUACCUGCGGCGCGCACGAGAGUCGCUCCAGAGAGUGAGAGUGAGAGACACAGUUGGUGCUCGCUGAUGCAUACCUCACGCAUCUCACAUGCAUCGAUGUACACCUCUCCUCUCUCUCGCGGACGGUGUUCGCUUUUACGAUUUUUAUUAGUCGUGUGUGCCG
Messenger RNA from Emiliania huxleyi CCMP1516, 2280 nucleotides. RefSeq lists its product as hypothetical. The transcript is spliced from 9 exons. The coding region runs from base 1 to 1962 and encodes 653 amino acids. Lineage: Eukaryota; Haptophyta; Isochrysidales; Noelaerhabdaceae. The record is from RefSeq and is a predicted model, not a curated record.